Nymphaea colorata (pocket water lily) is the source of this 3504-nucleotide messenger RNA. Its product is annotated as oxysterol-binding protein-related protein 1C-like. NCBI's taxonomy places the organism in Eukaryota, Viridiplantae, Streptophyta, Magnoliopsida, Nymphaeales, Nymphaeaceae. The transcript is spliced from 10 exons. Gene Ontology annotation, molecular function: sterol binding. The record is from RefSeq and is a predicted model, not a curated record. Gene Ontology annotation, cellular component: cytosol; intracellular membrane-bounded organelle; membrane. The coding region runs from base 575 to 3040 and encodes 821 amino acids.
CACUUCUCUCUCCCUCUCAGUCUACUACGCUUGUGCCUGAACGCGGGAAGUACGCCGUCGUCUUACGAGUGGGGUGAGCUUUGCUUUGACUCCAAGAGAGGAGAGGAGAAAAUAUUAAUCAGGAGGAGAAAAGGGAAAGGAAGGUGAAAAGCCCUCUGCUCCUGCGUCUUCCGCUUUUGUUCUUUCCGCGAAAAAGUUUGGAAACUUUCGGAACCGCCUCUUAACCGUCUGCCGGCCGGAAUUUGGGCGAACCUACCGUCGCUUUCGUCCCUGCGCGGUUUAAGUCUCCCUCGUCGGCUGAAACAUGUGUAUAUACAUGUAAAGGCCCUUCCUUCCUUCGUUGGACCCUCUUCGUCACGCAAUCGCUCUGUCAUUUUGGAGUGCCGGCUGGUCUUUCCGGCUGGUACGGCGGCGAACGUGGUCUCCAGUGAUCAACAAGCCGCCGGGAAUCCAUUUUUCCUUCUCUUUCUUCUUUCUGCUUCGCUUGCUGCUGGUUCUGGCCGUCCUGAGAAUUGGACAGUUGCGGUUCGCGGGAUCCGGUCGAUCACGUGGCCGGCACUGAUCCGGUGGAUGAAUGCAUCCGUUUUGCUGUGUCUCGUCCUGUCCUGACGGUCACCGCAAUUCCGUGACGGAUAUUCUCGAGAUGCCGGCGGACGCCGGCGGGGAACGGGGGACUAUGAGCAGGGAAGCGUCUCAGUCGCCUUCCAUCUCGUGUGCUGCUGCUGCUGCUGGAGAGAUCGGCAAUGGGCUGCGGAUGUCGUCCACGAGCGACCAUGGCCGGCUCCGGCUGGCUGAUUUCUCCAUUAGAGGUUCGGUCCAGGAGAAUUCCGAUCACCGCGAGCUGAAGCUCAAUAACAUUGUCGGAAAUGGCAUCUGUGGGAUCCUCCAGAAGUGGGUGAAUUACGGGAAAGGAUGGAGACCCCGAUGGUUCGUUCUUCAGGAUGGAGUUGUCUCGUAUUACAAGAUCCAUGGGCCGGACAAGAUCCAGGUGAAUCAGGAGACGGAGAAAGGGUCCAAGGUGAUCGGAGAGGAAUCGCAGCGUUGGAUGUGCAAACACAAGAAUCGAAACAAUCACCACCACCAUCAUCAUCAAAAUAAUCAUAGCCAGAAUGGGGAUUGGCAGUCACGGAGAAAGCCCAUUGGAGAAAUUCAUCUUAAGGUUUCCUCCAUCAGAGAGAGCAAAUCGGACGACAAAAGAUUCUCAAUAUUUACUGGAACAAAGAGGCUGCACUUGAGGGCUGAGACACGCGAAGACCGGGCUACAUGGGUUGAGGCUUUGCUGGCAGUAAAGGAAAUGUUUCCACGAGUAUCAAACAGUGAACUUAUGGCAUCUAUGGAUGGUAUUGCAGUUUCCACAGACAAGCUUAGGCAGAGGUUACAGGAAGAAAGAGUUAACGACACUGCCAUUAUGGAUUGUGAACAAAUUAUGAGGACUGAAUUUUCAACUUUGCAAAAUCAGCUGAUUUUUCUACAACAGAAAUCUUCCCUACUUCUUGAUACUCUGCGACAGCUAGAGACAGAAAAAGUUGAUUUGGAAAAUACACUUGUUGAUGAGAGUCAAAGACAGUUGAUGGAGCAUGAGUCUUCUCUCAUAUCUGCAAAUGACAAAUAUAGCGAGGGCAGUGUUACUGAAUCAGAUGAUGAUAACGAAAGGCAGGACGCAGCAGAGGAAGAAACAGAUGAAGAAGAUAGUGCAUUCUUUGACACGCGUGACUUUUUGUCGUCAAGUUCUUUUAAGAGUAAUGGGUCUGAUUUACGAAGGUCAUCGUUUGAUUCAGAUGAAGAUGAAAUUUGCCCAGUUGAUUGUGAUGACCAUGUUGAUGCCAGCAUGCAUUCUGUUGGAUUCAAUUACCCAUAUGUCAGGAGGCGAAAAAAACUUCCAGAUCCUAUUGAGAAGGAGAAGGGAGUUAGCCUUUGGUCAAUCAUCAAAGACAACAUUGGAAAAGAUCUUACGAAGGUCUGUCUUCCUGUGUAUUUCAAUGAGCCACUUUCUUCUCUGCAGAAAUGUUUUGAAGAUCUGGAGUAUUCUUAUCUUAUUGAUCGAGCUUAUGAAUGGGGUAAGAGGGGAAAUAAUUUGAUGAGAGUCCUGAAUGUGGCAGCAUUUGCAGUUUCAGGUUAUGCUUCUACAGAAGGAAGAAAUUGCAAACCAUUUAAUCCCCUUUUGGGAGAGACAUAUGAAGCUGACUAUCCUGACAAAGGACUUCGCUUCUUCUCUGAGAAGGUAAGUCAUCAUCCCAUGAUUGUUGCGUGCCAUUGUGAAGGUCAAGGUUGGAAAUUUUGGGGAGACAGUAACCUUAAGAGUAAAUUUUGGGGUCGCUCGAUUCAGCUUGACCCUGUUGGUGUAUUAACAUUAGAGUUUGAUGACGGUGAGAUUUUUCAGUGGAGCAAGGUCACGACAUCCAUUUAUAACCUGAUUUUGGGGAAGCUGUACUGUGACCAUUAUGGUACCAUGCGGAUACAGGGGAACCGGGAGUACUCAUGUAAGCUCAAAUUCAAGGAGCAGUCCAUCAUAGAUCGGAACCCUCACCAGGUCCAAGGCAUUGUUCAAGACAGGCAUGGGAAAACUGUAGCCACGCUCUUUGGGAAGUGGGAUGAAAGUAUGCACUAUGUGAAAGGAGAUUGCUCUGGGAAAGACAAAGAUGCUUUUUCUGAAGCACACCUAUUAUGGAGAAGGAACAAUUCAGCCAAGUUUACUACUAGAUACAACCUGACUCGUUUUGCCAUCACAACGAAUGAACUUACUCCUGGAUUAAAGGAAAAGUUGCCUCUGACUGAUUCAAGACUCAGGCCAGACCAGAGGUGUUUGGAGAAUGGCGAGUAUGAACUAGCUAAUGCAGAGAAACUUAGAUUAGAGCAACGACAGCGGCAGGCAAGGAAGAUGCAGGAAAGAGGUUGGAAGCCAAGGUGGUUCGCAAAAGACAAGGGCAGCGACACCUAUAGGUACGUGGGUGGUUACUGGGAAGCCAGGGAAAGCGGUCGGUGGGAGUCCUGUCCCGACAUAUUUGGUCAAGUGGUGGUUGAUCAGCAGCUGCUUGAUUGAUUGAUAUAACCGGGGUCUUCCCGCCCUUUGGUGUGUGGCUUUUGUUUUGAUCGCAAUAGGCGGGGGCAAGGGGGACCCUUUUCUGAUCUGCCCCAAGUGAGAGCUUCUACAUUGUGGAGUGCGGUGCAAGUUUUUUCCCUUCGAGGGAUGGGUGGGGCUCUCUCUGUCAUUUUUUUUUAUGAUGUUAGUGGCUUUAUCCUUGCACAGAAAAUAGUUGGUUAUGUUCACAUAGCAUGAAUAUAAGAAAUCCAUUCUUGUCAGGGGUGAAAGAAGUGCCCUACGACAAUGCUAGUCUUGUCUCUUUCUUGGCCCCAACACGUCUGAUGUGUCCCUCAAGUUUAUGUAGGUGACGUGUCUUGGUACAUGUGAUGUUUGCGAUGUUGCUUUUGGGCAUAUCAGGGUUUUACGAAGUACGACGCUAAGAAACCUCCUUUAUCAUGCAAGUUCUUGAUUGUUCUUUUUUA